Molecule: messenger RNA, 1230 nt
Organism: Leptosia nina
Lineage: Eukaryota; Metazoa; Arthropoda; Insecta; Lepidoptera; Pieridae
Source: the annotation of a GenBank genome assembly
AUGGAUAAUUUAAAAGAAGACGCGAUACAUCAUACAGCUAUGAAAUUAGCUGAAGAAUUAAAAAAUCUCUCCAUUUACAAAUCAUUUUAUAGUGAUGUUCAAAAAUUAGACCCCCUCUCUUGCUUGACAAAAGCGAGUGCCCAAUGGGAGAAGAGGAUACAUAAAUCUUUAAACUCAAUGUGCUCUGAUUUGGAGACUUCAUUAGCUAAAGUGCGUUCACAAAGCGAACAGGAAGAACUGACAGAUAAAUGGAAUGAGCUCAGUACAUAUAAUUUAGGAGUGAAUCCUAAUAUGCCCAGUUCAGUCUCUGGCUUCGCAACACUAGAAGCAGAAAGGAUUGGAUUGGGAGAGCGCGUGACCGCCUUGGGUUAUGCUCCUGUAAUUCAAGAGUAUCUUAAGAAGGGCAGUCCUCAAUGUCUUCGAGCGAAACUGUGGGCUCAAGUUCUGGGCGCUGAUGUUGGUACUCAGCAUAUAGCGCACUUCAAUCGAUUGAAAAAGAGCGUGCUCGAAGUGGACCUUAUGAUAGAUAAACUGAUCUUCAAAGAUGUUCAACUUACUGCCUCCAAUGAUGACCAAUACUUUGUGUUUGAAGAUUUAUUGUACCAGGUAAUGUUAUGUUUCUCAAGGGAUGGGGAAGUUAUGCAACACCUCAAAGGGUGUAUCGGAAACCCGUUAAAUGUCACCAUCAAGGGGAGACAGACUUCUGUGGACAGCAUCACCGUGUUCCCUCCCAGUGGUAUUAUACCAUUUCACGGAUUCACUAUGUAUGCUACACCUUUCUGCUAUCUAUACGAUGAUCCAGUGCAGCUCUACUUUAUAUUUCGAGCUUUUUACAUUCGAUAUUGGCACAAGCUCCACUAUAUAUCGACGCAUCCUCAGGGUAUUGUAUCUCUUUGCCUUCUCUAUGAAAGACUGUUGGAAGCGAAUGAACCUCUAUUAUGGAUCCACUUUCGGAAUAUUAACAUCAAUCCAAUACGAGUGGUUUUCAAAUGGAUAAUGCGCGCUUUUAGUGGCCACUUACCUCCCGACCAACUUCUACUCUUAUGGGAUACCAUACUGGGCUACGACUGUUUAGAAAUACUGCCUUUAUUAGCGGUGGCAAUACUGAGCUUUAGAAAGGAGAAUCUAUUCCAAGUGAACACGUUACAAAAUGUCGACGCUGUUUUGGCGGAUCUGUCGACGAUAUCAGUAAUAUCGCUCUUACAAUUGGCGCUAAUGAAGCCGCAAUAA